CACUUAAAUUCCGAUUUGGGUUGUACAGUUAUAACAACAUCUGAUUUAGGUCUAGAUAGAGCAAAACAACCGGCUUGAGUCACCCGCCAUCACCACCUGUUUAAUGGGCACUUAUGGGAUAUAGAUGAACCCUUGGGAUGUUUAAAUAGUGGUUUAGGGCACAACUUGCUGGGGAAUGUUGAGAGUCGAAGGUCUUGCAUUUACACGGGCAUAGGAUCGUACCCUUUAGGGAUUCUGUGACCCGGUCGCACUGCGGGUGCUAAGGUCGAAUUUUCUGGAGUGUGGACUACCGUCGCUCCAGGAAGCACACGACAGGCUGCGAGAAAUGAGGCCAAUCUAGCAUAGGGGCCAGUUCAGAUGUUUCUGCACCGACCGAGGCCAUCGCUAUCCUGCGAGCUUCCCACCUCCGCUGCGAAUGUGCCAGUCUACCCUUUCGUACCUCUAUGAUUCUUACAGCGGAAGUUUAGUGGCGCGGAGAGCGGAAGUGGGCGGAGACGGUCUUUCCGGCCGGAGCGGGCAAGCGGGAGGGCGCGCGAGUUCUUGCAGCAGCGCGUGGCGUGGGCAAGAUGGCGGACGGGCCAGGCUCUGUUUCUAAGAAACACAAGAAGAAAAAAGAAAGGAAGUCUUUGCCAGAUGAAGAUGUUGCUGAUAUACAAUAUUCAGAAGAAUUUCUUAUCAAGCCUGAGUCCAGAGUUGCUCAACUAGAUACAUCACAGUGGCCUUUGCUCCUGAAGAAUUUUGACAAGCUGAAUGUAAGGACGGCACAUUACACACCCCUCCCUUCUGGUUGUAAUCCCUUAAAAAGAGAUAUUGCUGAUUAUGUAAGGACUGGCUUCAUCAACUUGGAUAAGCCUUCCAAUCCUUCUUCUCAUGAGGUGGUGGCCUGGAUCCGCCGCAUCCUCCGGGUUGAGAAAACUGGGCAUAGUGGCACACUGGACCCCAAAGUGACCGGGUGCUUGAUUGUGUGCAUUGAGCGUGCGACGCGUCUGGUCAAGUCUCAGCAAAGUGCAGGCAAAGAGUAUGUGGGAAUCGUUCGGCUGCACAAUGCAAUUGAGAGUGAGAUUCAGCUUUCAAGGGCAAUAGAAACUCUGACAGGAGCCCUCUUCCAGCGUCCCCCACUUAUAGCAGCAGUGAAAAGACAGCUGAGAGUCCGGACCAUCUACGAGAGCAAACUGGUAGAAUAUGAUCCAGAAAGGAGAUUGGGUAUCUUCUGGGUAAGCUGUGAAGCUGGGACCUACAUCCGAACACUGUGUGUGCACUUGGGCUUGCUGCUUGGGGUCGGAGGUCAGAUGCAGGAGCUCCGGCGAGUGCGCUCUGGCGUCAUGGGGGAGAAGGACCACAUGGUGACCAUGCACGACGUGCUGGAUGCGCAGUGGCAGUAUGACAACAACAAGGACGAAACCUACCUCAGGAGAGUGAUCUUCCCCUUGGAGAAGCUGCUGACGUCCCACAAGCGGCUGGUCAUGAAGGACAGUGCGGUGAAUGCCAUUUGCUAUGGCGCGAAAAUCAUGCUGCCCGGCCUGCUGCGGUACGAGGACGGCAUCGAAGUCAAUCAGGAGAUAGUCGUGAUCACCACGAAGGGAGAGGCUAUCUGCACAGCGAUCGCCUUGAUGACAACUGCAGUGAUCUCGACCUGUGACCAUGGAGUCGUGGCAAAGAUCAAGCGCGUGAUCAUGGAAAGGGACACCUACCCUCGCAAGUGGGGGCUCGGUCCAAAAGCAUCCCAGAAAAAAAUGAUGAUCAAGCAAGGCUUGCUAGAUGCACAUGGGAAACCUAAUGAGAAAACCCCACCAGCGUGGAAGAAAGACUACGUGGAUUACAGUGGGGGCGCUGUAAAGGAAGAGAGCAAGGUCCAGGUGGAGCCAGAGAGGGCCCCAAAGAGAAAGCGGGAGAUAGAGAGUGAUGGAGAGCAGGGGGCAGCGGUCUCGUCUCCUCCAGACUCACCGGAGCCACAGGUGGAAGCCAAGAAGAAGAAGAAGAAAAAGAAAGAGAAGAGGAAGGUGGAAUCUGCUGAGAGCAGUGGGGAGCUGACAGAAACGGCCGCUGACACAAGUGUGAAGAAGAAGAAAAAGAAGAAAAAGAAACAAGAAGUUGAAGAGAGUUCAGAGUAACCAAGCAGAUGUAUCCAGAGCAGGCAGCUUGGACCACUUCAGGAGGAAGGAGUCCAAAGGCCUGACAGCGCAGUGUGCAGAGACUUGUCCUGAUUGCUGUGCAGAUCAGUGUACAGUUUCGGGCCAGCUUCCUCUGUCCUGUUCUAAGGAUAACUGGGGGAAACAGGGCCCUUGUGAGCAUCCAUAGACGGAGUUGCUGGAUGUUUGCGAGAUUUCUGCCAAGGUAUCAUGUAAUGAUGUCCUUAACUAGGCACUGCUCUCCGUCCCCCCUCCUCCCUUUUCCUUGUGCUAUAAAUCCUGCUUGAAUGUCAGAGAGCUGCUGAACUGUCACAGGAGCUUGCUUGUUGUCGGGCCCUAAGGAGAGGACUCUUAUGGCUGCAUGAGCAGACGUUUACCUUUUUUUAAAGCUUUUAUAUUUCCUUCCAUGGGUUUGUCCUGAUUCUCCACUGAAUGCUUUUAAACAUUUUCAUUUCAGCUUACCAACUCCUAUCACUUUCAUUUUUUUAGAAAACAAGUAAUUGAUUUUUUUUGUUUAAGAUUGUAUGGUUUAGUUCUGGAAUUGCUGUGGGGGGGGGGUCUCUCCUCUAAACCCUUCUUCUCAAGCUCUCGAUUUUGCUCCCAACGCCGUUGUUCAUCAGAAGCAUCUUGCGUCUGCUUAUCUUCUCUGGGCCAUUUGAAACGGCAGCCUGAAGUGUAUCCGAAGAAGGGAGCUGGGAGGAAACUGUGCUUUUCCUCCAGCAUUACUUCUGUCCUUCAGUGAAGCAGUUCAGUGAAGAAGGGUUGGGGAGGUGGGUGGCUCUGCACACUGCUGUCUUGUGUAAUGCAGCUCAGACCCUUCUCCUUUAUCUUCCACCUCCAUUCAUGACAGAAUACCAAAGUUGGUUUUAAUAGGAGGAAUGGUUCUUUUUUUACAUUAAAAGAUUACAAAUUGUUGUUUUA
Molecule: messenger RNA, 3050 nt
Organism: Varanus komodoensis (Komodo dragon)
Lineage: Eukaryota; Metazoa; Chordata; Lepidosauria; Squamata; Varanidae
Gene: DKC1
Product: dyskerin pseudouridine synthase 1
Exons: 15
Coding region: 567-2111 (514 amino acids)
Biological process (GO): rRNA pseudouridine synthesis; box H/ACA sno(s)RNA 3'-end processing; snRNA pseudouridine synthesis
Cellular component (GO): box H/ACA snoRNP complex
Molecular function (GO): RNA binding; pseudouridine synthase activity
Source: RefSeq, a predicted model, not a curated record